AUGACCAAUAGCAGUUUCAAAGGAGACAUCAUCCUGGUGGGCUUCUCUGACCAACCCCAAGUGGAAAAGAUACUUUUUGUGGUUAUCUUGGUGUCCUACCUCCUUACACUUGUGGGAAAUACAGUUAUUAUUCUGAUUUCCUUCACAGACCCCAAACUUAAAACACCCAUGUACUUUUUCCUUACUCAUCUCUCACUAGUUGAUAUUUGCUUUAGCACCAGCAUUGUCCCCCAGCUGUUGUGGAAUCUAAGAGGACCAGCCAAGACCAUCACGUUCCCGGGCUGUGCUAUCCAGCUCUAUGUCUCCCUGUCCUUGGGCUCCACUGAGUGUGUUCUCCUGGCUGUGAUGGCUUUUGAUCGUUAUGCUGCUGUUUGCAAACCCCUCCACUACUCAGCUGUGAUGAACCCACGGCUUUGCCAAGCUCUGGCAGGAGUUGCAUGGCUGAGUGGAAUGGGAAAUGCUUUCAUUCAGGGUACUGUCACCCUCUGGCUGCCUCGCUGUGGACAUCACUGGCUGUACCAUUUCUUCUGUGAGGUACCCUCUAUGAUUAAGCUUGCCUGUGUGGACAUCCAUGCCAAUGAGGUCCAGCUCUUUGUGGCUUCACUGGUCUUGCUCCUUCUGCCCUUAUCACUGAUAUUAAUGUCCUAUGGCGGUAUUGUCAGGGAAAUCAUCAGGAUUGGGUCAGUCCAGGCCUGGAACAAAGCCCUGGGGACAUGUGGCUCUCACUUGAUGGUAGUGUCUUUCUUCUAUGGGACCAUCACUGCUGUCUAUAUCCAACCCAACAGCUCUUAUGCCCAUACUAAAGGGAAAUUCAUCUCGCUCUUCUAUACAGUAGUGACUCCUACCCUUAAUCCUGUCAUUUACACGCUAAGAAAUAAAGAUAUGAACGGAGCACUGAGAAGACUACUUCACAGACACUCUUAUAAAAAAAAAAUGAAGUACGGUGAACAGAUUUAUCUGAAAAACUGA
Molecule: messenger RNA, 969 nt
Organism: Orycteropus afer afer
Lineage: Eukaryota; Metazoa; Chordata; Mammalia; Tubulidentata; Orycteropodidae
Product: olfactory receptor 2G3-like
Biological process (GO): G protein-coupled receptor signaling pathway
Cellular component (GO): membrane
Molecular function (GO): olfactory receptor activity; G protein-coupled receptor activity
Source: RefSeq, a predicted model, not a curated record